AUUGACAGAACAUUCUCUCUCACUGUCACACUGAUGGACAGCCAUAAAUGAUGAAAUCUCCCUUUUGUGCACUCCCAUCAUUCGUAAAUAAAAUAAAGCAAACGUGAACUCAAGAUACCAGUUGCCAAAUUAAACAACCGAGGACAGUCUCACAAAAUAUUUUCACUGACACUGCCAGUUUAAAACAGGAUCCUUUGGAGAAACACCUCAUUGCCACACCAUGAUUCCCAUUCGUCAGAUAUUUAGCCUUGUCGUCAUAAUUGGAGCUAGUGUUCUGCUGUAUGUAAGUUGGCAUAUGAAAAUACAACAACAUUUUCAAAAGAACAUGGUAAGAAUGUCACAAGUGGAAGAUGAAGCUCCCAUGGAUGGUCCUCGUCCACACCUGGACCCUGGGAUUAUGUUUGUGGAAACAACAGACAAGGUGGAGCUGAAGCCAUUGGUGAUGUGCUCAGUGGAGUCUACUGCUCGUCAAAACCCAGAUAAACCAAUCUAUUUCUUCAUGAAGGGGUUCAGUGGCAACUUGAGCCAAUAUCCAGAGCCUAAGUACAGACUCAUCCCGUUGCUCUCCUCAAUGAAGAAUGUUGUUCUUCUACCUUUAAAUGCUAACGAACUGUUUGAUGAUACUUCAUUGAAAUUCUGGUAUCAAAAGGUAAAUCCAGAAAAGGAGAGGUUUUGGACCCAUGUGUUUGCUGAUGGCUGCAGGUUAGCACUGCUGUGGAAAUAUGGGGGCAUCUACCUGGAUACUGAUAUUAUAUCAAUGAAGCCAAUGCCGUUUACUAACUUUACAUGCCCUCAGAGUGCUGGAACUGUCAGUAAUGGGGCAUUAGGUUUCUCACAUAGGCAUCAUCCUGUUUUAUGGAAUUGCAUCGAAGAUUUUGUGGCCAAUUACAUUGGACAUAUUUGGGGUCAUCAAGGCCCUGGACUGCUUACCCGUGUGCUGAAGAGAUGGUGUCAGACGGAUAUUCUAGCUCCCUUCAUUGGCAAAGAAUGCAACGGCAUCUCUUUAUGGAUCCGAGAUCGGUUCUACCCAAUCCCAUAUCCAUCUUGGAAGAAGUACUAUACUCCUUGGAAAAAGAAGGAUAUAGAACGGACCUUCUCAGCAACGUAUGGAGCACAUGUCUGGAAUUUUAUGAAUUCCAACAAAAAGAAAAUAAUUGUUGGAAGUGGAUCAUUAAUUGAACAUUUUUCUCAGUUGUAUUGUCCAACUACAUACAGAAAUGUAAUUCAGUUGAAUCAUAGUUCAUGGUGAUUUAUGUCCUGAUGUCCUUGUUUUUAGUAUGUUUAAAAGUGUGUUUUAGUGUUUACUAGACCAAGUGCAGACCCGUUGGGUCUGUUUCCCC
This is a messenger RNA of Leucoraja erinaceus (little skate), 1340 nucleotides long. RefSeq names its product alpha-1,4-N-acetylglucosaminyltransferase-like. The transcript has 3 exons. Gene Ontology annotation, molecular function: acetylglucosaminyltransferase activity. NCBI's taxonomy places the organism in Eukaryota, Metazoa, Chordata, Chondrichthyes, Rajiformes, Rajidae. Bases 221 to 1249 code for a protein of 342 amino acids. Gene Ontology annotation, biological process: protein O-linked glycosylation. The record is from RefSeq and is a predicted model, not a curated record.